CAGCCGCCGAGGAGUCACCGAAGACCACAAUCCAGCCUGGACGGCGCCCUGGGGCCACCAGCGAGGAGGGUCCGAACGGAGCCGGGGAGACGGAGGCGCCCCGCCGACUCGGCAGCGCGUCGCAGCACCUCGUACUGACACCCUCCCGCUCUCGGGAAAAACUGAGGAAAAGAGCCAGCGGGGACUGUUAGGACGCUACCAGAACCCUCAACAGCCUGGAAAUCCUGUCAGCUUGAUUCCAUGAGACUUGGAGUAGGAACUGACAGCUGGCUGACAGAAAACUCAUCCAGGGAGAGAACAGGCAUAAGUGAAGUAUGAAAUUCUGAGUAACAUUGUCAGUAUUGAUUCUGACUUCUGAAGAUGGAUGAAGGUGUAGAACUUUCUAGUGAUGGAAAUUCCCUGAUCAAAGCGGUCCAUCAGAGCCGGCUUCGCCUUACAAGACUCUUGCUGGAAGGUGGCGCCUACAUUAAUGAGAGCAAUGAUCGUGGGGAAACACCUUUAAUGAUUGCUUGUAAGACCAAACAUGUUGAUCACCAGGGUGUCAGUAAAGCCAAAAUGGUUAAAUACCUGUUAGAAAACAAUGCUGAUCCCAACAUACAGGACAAAUCUGGGAAAACUGCUUUGAUGCACGCUUGCUUAGAAAAAGCUGGUCCUGAAGUUGUUUCUUUGCUCCUAAAGAGUGGGGCUGACCUCAGCUUGCAAGACCAUUCUAGUUACUCGGCCCUUGUUUAUGCCAUAAAUUCAGAAGACAGAGAGACCCUGAAAGUUUUACUUAGUGCUUGCAAGGCAAAAGGGAAAGAGGUCAUUAUCAUAACAACAGCAAAAUCGCCCUCUGGCAGGCACACGACCCAACAGUACUUAAAUAUGCCUCCUGUGGAUAUAGAUGGGGGUCAUUCCCCAGCCACCUGUGCCACUCCUUCAAAAAUAGACUUAAAAACAGUCUCAUUGUCACGUUCACAUUCUUCUGAAACUGAAAUGACGCUUUUUGGCUCUAAAGAUCUGGAGCCCUCAGGAAGCACUGAUGAUAUGGGAGACCCAGUCUCCCCUGUGAGGAAGCCUGGUAUGGCUCCUAACGGGCCCAAGCUACCUCAGGCUUCACCCUGGAUCAAGAGUACCCCCUCAUUAAUGCACCAGAACAGAGUGGCCUCCUUACAAGAAGAGCUCCAGGAUAUUACUCCAGAGGAAGAAUUAUCCUACAAAAUCAAUGGGCUGGCACUUUCCAAGCGAUUCAUCACUAGGCACCAAAGUAUUGAUGUAAAAGACACUGCACAUCUGCUAAGAGCCUUUGAUCAGACCAGCUCAAGAAAGAUGUCAUACGAUGAAAUAAAUUACCAAGCAUUUUUUUCAGAAGGAAGUCAGCAAUGCAUUGACAUCCCAGUUAACCAGGACCCAGAUUCUAACCAGACAAUAUGUGCUUCCACAUUAAGAAAUAUAGUUCAGAAAAGAAACUCAGGAGCAAAUCACUACAGCUCUGAUUCCCAGCUGUCAGCCGGUCUUACCCCUACAACUUUAGAAGAUGGCAAAGCACUUACAGGAAAGAAAAAAAUCCUGUCGACAUCUCCUUCCCUGUUGUCAGGGUCCAAAGAGUUGUUGGAGAGUAUCCCCCCAGGCCCCCUGAGCAGGAGAAAUCAUGCGCUUUUAGAAAGGCGUGGUUCUGGAGCAUUUCCUUUAGAUCACAGCAUUACACAGACCAGACCAGGAUUUCUGCCACCCUUAAAUGUGAAUCCUCACCCUCCCAUCUCAGAUAUCAGUGUCAGUAACAAGAUGUCCAGCCUUCUUUCUUGUGGUCAAAAAGUGCUUAUGCCAACAGUUCCUGUUUUCCCCAAAGAAUUCAAAAGUAAAAAAACAUUGCUAAGGAGACAAUCAUUGCAAACAGAACAAAUUAAGCAACUAGUUAAUUUUUAAGAGAUGGCUAGAAAAUACAUUUUGUUCAAAUGUCUAUAUCAGAGAACAAUGGAACUAAAGAAGACAAUUCAAAUGUUCAUCCUUCUAAACUUAUAAUUGGUUAGUCCACAAUAGGGGUAUCAAAAUGUACCAUGUAUCAUUGUAUUAGGCACUGUGGAUCUACAGAUAAUAUAUAGUUUUUGCUAAGGGAAUUCUCUCAAACAAAAUUGAAGCUAUUUUUCUCAAAACCUUCAAUAUCUAGCAACAUCAUGUGGUCCAUAUUUUUAAUUUAAACAAAAAUACGCAAGGAAAGAAGGUCACAUAUGUUGGAGAUAACUUUAAAAAAUUUCAUUUGCUAAAUGUUUUAUUAGGAAGCAUUGCAUUCAAAUCAAUAGUUUUUAAAAAACAUUUGAAGUCAAUAAAUAAGAUUAUAACUUUCCACGAUGCCAACCCCAUAGACGAAAACAUUAACAGCUAUAAAGUGUUCCAUGAUCAAUAAACUUAAGCUAUAAAGAAAGAAUGAACUAAUUCUUGAAAAAUGCUGACUGCAGGUAGGUGACAUCUAAUUAAAAUUUUAAAAGGUCAACCAUUAUAGUAGCCCAUGCAGCUAAUAUUCAUGUUGUCAGCUUAAUCAGUGACAAAAUGGGAGAUUAGAGUUUUAUAAACUAGUAAUAAUCUAUCCCAAGUGUUUGUAUGCUAUUAGUUGCUUUGCUUUGUUUUUUAAUGUUAACUUAUGGAAUUACUUCUCUAUAUCUUUUAAUUCCUGUUACUGUUUUUUGAACACAGGGUUCCCAAUAACAAGAUAAAUCAAAAGUUAAAAAGCAUUUCUCAUUUACUUAUAUCUAACUAUUCUUGUCUUUCCUAAGGACACCAAAAAAAAAAAA
Molecule: messenger RNA, 2768 nt
Organism: Vicugna pacos (alpaca)
Lineage: Eukaryota; Metazoa; Chordata; Mammalia; Artiodactyla; Camelidae
Gene: ANKRD34B
Product: ankyrin repeat domain 34B
Molecular function (GO): protein binding
Source: RefSeq, a predicted model, not a curated record